Molecule: messenger RNA, 2048 nt
Organism: Impatiens glandulifera
Lineage: Eukaryota; Viridiplantae; Streptophyta; Magnoliopsida; Ericales; Balsaminaceae
Product: transcription factor GTE12
Exons: 10
Coding region: 294-1883 (529 amino acids)
Molecular function (GO): protein binding
Source: RefSeq, a predicted model, not a curated record
GAGAGAGAGGUUAAUCAUUGUGUUAAACCCCAUUCAGCCGUCUUUUAGCCGAAAUCUAAACCCUAGCUAGCUAGCAGGUCUUAUUCGAUUUCCUUCCUUCCUUCCAUUCUUCCUUCGACGACGACGACGAGAGAUCUAGGAUUCUUCGCUCGUGGGUUUCGUCACUCCAUCUCCGACGACGUCUGAUUUCUUGUUUUGCCUGACAAUUCUGAGGUACACGUAUCGUUCCUGGUGCCCGUUGGCUAUUGGUGACUAGAGAAAGUAGAUCCUGUCUAUGCUACUUAUGAUUGAGAAUGACUUAUAGUGAAGAUAUCGAGAAGAAGAAGCUUAGAAUUCCAAUGAAGCGAUCUGAACCCUUUCCUCAAGUUAGAGAAAAAUGUUAUGAUGCUAUUUCUGAGAAUGAAAAGUCAAAGAGGAGAAAUGGGCAUAUAUCUGUGUCUUCUUAUGAAGAUAUUGAGAAGAAUAAGCUUAGAAUUCCAAAAAAGCGACCUGAAUCCUUUCCUCAAGUUAGAGAGAAAUGUUACGAUGUUAUUUCUGAGACCGAUAAGUCAAAGAGGAGCAAUGGGAAAGUAUUUGUUUCUUAUGAUGAUACCAACAUGAAUUCUCCUGCAUUAGUCUUGGGUUCUCGUAAACGCAGGCAACCAGGUUUUGGAUGUAACCAAAAGGAGAAAAGAAGGAAGUUAAGACGUAAUAUGAGUAUACAAUGUUCUAGCAUUUUGAAACAACUUAGGAGUCAUCCCUACGGUUGGAUUUUCAACCAGCCUGUUGAUCCAGUGAAGCUGAAUAUUCCAGAUUAUUUCUCUAUUGUCACUAAACCAAUGGAUCUGGGAACUGUGCUAGCCAAAUUAGAGAAACAUGCUUACUCAAGUGCUGAAGAGUUUGAAGCUGAUGUCAGGCUUACCUUUUCAAAUGCUAUUUUGUAUAACCCUCCAGACAAUCAGGUUCAUAUUGCGGCCAAGGAAAUAAACCAUAUGUUUGAUACUAGAUGGAGAUCUCUUGAGGCAAAGUGGAAUCAAGAUGAAGAUCAAGAUCUAGAGCACCCAAGUUUUGUGCUCAAGCAAUGUGGAAAAGAAAUGGAUGCUAACAUUUCACGGAAAAAUAAUAAUAGUUCCUUCACUGGAAAGCCGGCAACAACCAAGCCCUUGAAGAUGCGAGAAGAUUGCCGGAAACAGCGAGAGAGAAGUAUUGUCCACAAAGAUGUUGGUAAUAAAGCCUCUCCGUGCCUUGAGAAUGCUAAACGGUCUACAAAGUUAGUCCCUGUUUGUGCUUCUUGUCGUAGCGUGAAAUGCCAAUGCCACCUCCAAAAUAAUGGCGCCCAUGCCUUCUCAAGUGAUUUAUCUUCUGAAAGAUCUGGAGGACAUGAUGUUGGUGCCUUGAGAAGGGAUUCCAAACCAAAAUCCAUGUCAGUAUCAGAAAACAUCAAGCCAGUCCCAGAUUCUGACGGUGACGAUGCUUCUUCUUUAGACAUGAACUCCACUGAGGUUGUUCAACUCCCAGUGUCACCAAAGAAGGCUCUCCGUGCUGCAAUGCUAUUGGCCCGUUAUUCGAACCUUAUUGUGAAAACAAUGCAUGGCGAUAAAGCUGAUCCAGUCAAGAUUCAAAAGGAGAAGUCUAAAUUGGAAAGGCAACAACAAAUAGAGAAGAAGAAAAUAGAAGAUGAAAUAAGAGCAAAUAAAACUAAAUUGGAAAUGCAAAGGAAGAAAGAAAUAGAAUCUGCUAGGCAAGCUUCAAGGCUGGCAUUGGAUAAGAUGAAUAGAGUAGAGCCAGACGAUAACCUUUACAAUUUCAAAGAAUUUGAGAAAUCGUUCAAUUGCUCACUAUCUGAUCCUUGGAGUGGUAGAAAGUUGUUGCAGAGUCUUGGUUUGUUUAUUAAGAGAGAUUAACAUUUAUUAAGGGGAAUACAUUUUUAUUUUUAAAUGAUGCAGCCAGGCAAUAGUAUAUGACAAUAAUGGUAGAGGUUGCAAUUUUUGUUACUCUAUAAAUUUCUUUUCAAUAGGAAAUAUAGCUUCCCAUGUUAUUUCUAAAUAUCAUUUAGAUUGUAAAUGUUU